Pleuronectes platessa (European plaice) is the source of this 1904-nucleotide messenger RNA. RefSeq names its product DnaJ (Hsp40) homolog, subfamily C, member 1 (gene dnajc1). The transcript is spliced from 12 exons. Bases 82 to 1623 code for a protein of 513 amino acids. Lineage: Eukaryota; Metazoa; Chordata; Actinopteri; Pleuronectiformes; Pleuronectidae. Gene Ontology annotation, cellular component: endomembrane system. The record is from RefSeq and is a predicted model, not a curated record.
GUGUUUCCGGGUUGGUGAUCUCUGAGUUGGCUCCACGGACCGAGCAGUGUCGUGUUGUGUGUCUGUGAAGGUUUCACAGUGAUGGGGGUCUGUGCGGGUCCGUGCGGGUCCCUGCUGGUCUGCCUGACCCUGCUGCUCUCCGCGGUCCCCCCUCUGACUGCUUGGGAGGCGGAUUUGGAACUGCUGGACCUGGUGGAGGAGAUCCCACAGACCUUCUACCAGUUCAUGUCCCUGGCCCAGGACGCCUCAGCAGUAGAGAUAAAGAAGGCGUAUCGCCGGAUGUCUCUCACGCUGCAUCCGGAUAAGAACAAAGACGAAGAUGCUGAGACUCAGUUCAGACAGCUCGUCGCUAUCUAUGAAGUCCUAAAGGACGAGGAGCGAAGACGCAAAUAUGAUGACAUCCUGGUGAACGGGCUUCCUGACUGGCGGCAGCCGGUCUUCUACUACAGACGAGUGAGGAAGAUGAGUAACUCUGAACUGGGCUUCCUCCUCUUCAUGAUCCUCACUAUUGGACACUACGCGGUCAUCUGGUCCAUCUACCUGGAGAAACAGCUGGACGAGCUGUUGAGUAAGAAGAAAAAAGAGAAGAAGAAAAAGCUGAGCUCCAGACCAGCAGAGGAGCUCAGGUGUAUCGGCCAGGAUCGGAUCGACAGGGUUCACGACCGACCUCAUUGGCAGGACAUCCUCCCUCUGAAGCUCAGCAUCUGGAUAUACCUGUCUGUCAAAAAUCUGCCUCAGACUGUGCAGGAGGUGAAGAAGUUCUAUGAGGACUAUCAGCAGAUGAAACAGGAGCAGAGAGAAGAAGCUGAAGCCGAACACGAAGCUGUGACCAGAGAGAGGAGACCAAAGGUCAAGAAGCCAAAGGAGCCAAAAGAGUUUCCAGUUUACAAGCCGUCAUCUGAGAACCUGAGCUACCAGAGCUAUGACCAGACCUCGUCCAUUGAGGAGAUCGAAGACCAGAUGGACGUCUGGCUGCAGGACAGCAGAGGCACUAGGAAGAAGGCUGCAGACUGGACGGAGGACGAGCUCAGUCUCCUCAGCAGGUUGAUGGUUAAAUUUCCAGGAGGAACGCCAGGUCGAUGGGAGAAGAUCGCACAUGAACUGGGACGAUCAGUAUCUGAAGUGACGACCAAGGUGAAACAGCUGAAAGACAAUGUGAGCCACACCUCAGGUCUGGUGAAGCUGUCUGAGCUGAAGAGCCCUCUUCCUGUGAGGGUACUUACUGUUGCUGACAGUGUGAUGACUCAGAGGGAGGGUGGGGCCUGGGAGGAAGAGCAGGAUGUAGAGGAAGCUCUGGCUGUGCGCCAGAGGAACAGGAAGUCCUCUGCUGACGGGGGAGGGAUGAAGGUCAAAAGUCGUCGGCAAAGAGAUUUCGACCCUGCGGCUGCGGAGGAAGAGGAGGAGUCAGAGCCUCAGGAGAGCAGAGACCGGGCGGAUCCUGCCGCUUGGACUCAGAACCAGCAAAGACUACUGGAACUUGCUCUGCAACAGUUUCCCCGUGGAACCAUAGAACGCUGGGACCGCAUUGCCAGGGUGGUUCCUGGGAAAACCAAGGAGGAGUGUAUGAUCCGUUACAAGAUGUUGGCUGAGCUGGUUCAGAAGAGGAAACAGGCCAAGAGCUGAUGAGCCCUGAUCUCCCAUCACACUGGUGAACCAUGUGACCUGUCAGUGUUUGUCUCAGUACAGGGGAGCUGCCCUCUGAGUGGACACAAUCACAAUUCAGUUUUUGUAUACGUUUGAUGUCUCACCUGCUCAGGUGUGGUUUUAAAAAUUCUAAUUUAAAAAAGGGAGGUGACAAGGUUGAAGUCACCUGACCUCCCACCUCACAGCUUCAUGUGCCUUAGCUCCAUUCAGCAUGCUGUCAAUCAACUUCGGUUCCUCAUCAAUAAACAGUAUUUAUUAUU